AGCAGUGUUGGUAACUGGCUAGCGAUAUUUGUGUUGUAAAACGGCUACUGCACUUUGUACUUUGUUUAGCCGCUGCACAUAAUUGCUAUUUUGUUUAAAAUGGCAAAGUCUAUUAAGUUUUAUUACGAUUUUCUUUCGCCGCCAUCGCGUGCUCUAUGGCUUGGACUUAAAUUGAGCAAAGCUACCUUUGAAGAUUGUCCUGUAGCAUUGCGCAAACGUGAACAGUUGACAGAUGAGUACAAGAAGAUUAAUCGCUUCCAGAAGGUGCCAGCGCUGGUGGACGGUGAUUUUCAUAUGGGCGAGAGCAUUGCCAUGACACGUUACUUGGCUGAUAAAGGACAGAUAAGCCAGCAAUUAUAUCCAAAGGAUUUGCAGGCACGUGCACGUGUGGAUGAGUUCCUGGAGUGGCAACACCUCAACUUGCGUAUGGCUUGUGGCAAGUACUUCCGCGAUGCUUGGCUGCUACCUAUAAACGGGAUUGCACCCAAGCCAAAGGCAGACAAGAUCGAUCAAUACAUCAAAGAUGUUGAGACCAACUUGGAAUUACUCGAGCGCUUUUGGCUGGACAAGGGUUUCCUUAACGGAGACAAGUUAACAAUAGCUGAUUUAUUUGGCAGCGUUGAAAUUGAACAGAUUAAGCUCUGUAUGUACAAUGUUAGCGAAAAGCGGUUUCCAAAGGUUGCCAAAUGGCUGGAGCAAGUGCGUGAAGCAGCCAAUCCCUAUCAUGAUUUUGCACAUGAGUUUGUAAACAAAAAGUCCAAGCAAGCCGCUCAAGCUAAGCUUUGAGCAGCUACAGCAACAAUUUGGUUUUAGUCACAGCAUUUACUGCCCAGUUAAAUUAAAGUAUGUAUAUUUAUUGUUGUGCUUUUUUGUUUAAACGUUAAUAAUUUACAAAGAAAUAAUACUUAAUUGUGUACUGAACCA
Messenger RNA from Drosophila busckii, 924 nucleotides. RefSeq names its product glutathione S-transferase theta-1. NCBI's taxonomy places the organism in Eukaryota, Metazoa, Arthropoda, Insecta, Diptera, Drosophilidae. Gene Ontology annotation, molecular function: glutathione transferase activity. The record is from RefSeq and is a predicted model, not a curated record. Bases 100 to 786 code for a protein of 228 amino acids. The transcript is spliced from 4 exons. Gene Ontology annotation, cellular component: cytoplasm. Gene Ontology annotation, biological process: glutathione metabolic process.